Messenger RNA from Capsaspora owczarzaki ATCC 30864, 373 nucleotides. RefSeq lists its product as hypothetical. The transcript is spliced from 4 exons. Bases 24 to 335 code for a protein of 103 amino acids. Gene Ontology annotation, cellular component: prefoldin complex. The record is from RefSeq and is a predicted model, not a curated record. Lineage: Eukaryota; Filasterea; Ministeriida; Capsasporidae. Gene Ontology annotation, biological process: protein folding.
CAUUUGCCAAUUCCACUUCCAACAUGGUCGACACGCCGAUGAGCUUGCAGGCGAUCAAUGCGCGCCUCGAGUUCCAGAACAUGGUCCGCAGCAAACAGCAACUCGAAACCAAGGUACAAGAACUCACAGUGCUGGUAGAGGAACUCAAGACACUCAAGCCAGGGCGGACUGUGUACGCUCAAGCAUUGCCAGGCGACGUGCUGCUCAAGUCGGAAAAGACGGCCAUGCUGGAUAGCAAACAAGAGGAGCUCGAAAAGGCAAGAGAAGAGCUCACCAACUUGCGGAAAGAACUUGCACUAGCAUCCGAACUUAUCAAUAAACAACAACGGCAGUAACGUCGGUCGACAGUGAACGAAACAAACAAACAAACAAA